CUUGACAACCAAUAUGCGACUUGUGUACAUCUUCGGGAUGAUAAGCAGUUUUUUCUAGAUCAUCCUGGUGCAGCGCCUAUCACCACAGUGCAGGGUGAGGAACUGAGAAAACUUAUUGGUGCUCCAGUUUACAUCGAAUGUAGUUCAAAAACACAGCAGAAUGUGAAGGCUAUUUUUGAUGCGGCCAUCAAAGUAGUUCUCCAGCCUCCAAAGCAGAAGAAAAAGAAGAGAAAGGGUCAAAAAACCUGUUCCAUAUUGUGAUCUUCUCAGUUCUAAAUUGGUAGUUGGCAGAGGAUGACAUGACUGUAGCCAUUUCUUGGUAGUCUUUGCCAUUCUAUAUCUUUGCUGCAUAACACAUGAUGGUGUUGGUGUUCCGGAAACAUUACUGAACCAAAUGUUCGGACGAGAGGGACAAGAAUCCGAGGAGGGUAUUAGUCUGCUCAUCAGCAGAAAGUUGCUGAAGCUGAUGAAUGGAGACGUGCGGUAUCUGAGGGAUGCUGGCAAAUCAUCUUUCAUCUUAACAGUUGAACUGGCUGCUUCCCAGAAAUUGAUUGCUUAAAGUUAUAAGAAAAUAAAUACUUUGAGUUUUUGUACAUCAUAGAGACUGACAUAGAUUA
This is a messenger RNA of Arachis duranensis, 617 nucleotides long. RefSeq names its product rac-like GTP-binding protein RHO1. The record is from RefSeq and is a predicted model, not a curated record. The annotation marks the transcript as partial. NCBI's taxonomy places the organism in Eukaryota, Viridiplantae, Streptophyta, Magnoliopsida, Fabales, Fabaceae. Gene Ontology annotation, molecular function: protein kinase binding; GTP binding; GTPase activity. Gene Ontology annotation, cellular component: cytoskeleton; nucleus; plasma membrane. The transcript is spliced from 3 exons. Gene Ontology annotation, biological process: actin filament organization; establishment or maintenance of cell polarity; cortical cytoskeleton organization.